Messenger RNA from Cyprinodon tularosa, 2668 nucleotides. Its product is annotated as protein PHTF2-like. The coding region runs from base 287 to 2587 and encodes 766 amino acids. Lineage: Eukaryota; Metazoa; Chordata; Actinopteri; Cyprinodontiformes; Cyprinodontidae. The record is from RefSeq and is a predicted model, not a curated record. The transcript has 22 exons. Gene Ontology annotation, cellular component: endoplasmic reticulum.
ACGGUAAUAUUUUGAAGUGGAGUUUUUAACAGUGUGCGGGUUGAAAGGAGAAAGCUAGCGUUUCAAACAUCAUCGAGCAGGACUCUCAGCAUCUCCUCUAGACAACGGGCAAAGCACGCUACCUGUGAGCGCAAUAAUUUACCGUCGGAUAACACAGAGUUUGGCUCGGGAACGAGGAACGAAGCUUUAAGGAGCUGCAGCUCUUCUGCUGUGAGGACAAACCACCACUCCGCUCCAAAGCCACACCAGAGUCUUAAGAUGCCCUAGGCUGGAGAAGGAAAUGUAAAUGGCUUCCAAAGUAAAAGAUGCUGUUGUUUGGUACCAGAAAAAGAUUGGAGCCUAUGACCAGCAGAUAUGGGAGAAAUCAGUGGAGCAAAGAGAAAUAAAGUUUAUUUCUCUGGGCUUGAGGAACAAGCCAAAGAAGACGGGACACGUCAAACCAGAUCUGAUAGAUGUGGAUUUAGUUAGAGGUUCAGCGUUUGCCAAGGCCAAACCAGAGAGUCCGUGGACGUCACUGACCAGGAAGGGCCUCGUCAGAGUCGUUUUCUUCCCCUUCUUUUACCGAUGGUGGAUUCAGGUCACCUCUAAAGGCAUCUUUCUACUGCUGUUGGCUCUGUAUCUGCUGCAAGUGGCAGCAGCAGCCCUCUAUGCGACCAUCUCCCAGCCUCAUGGGAUCCCAGCCACCGAGGUGUUUGGAGCCAUCUGGCUCAUGCUGCUGCUGGGAACCGUCCACUGUCAGAUCGUUUCCACCAGGACCCCAAAACCCGCCUCCAGCAGCGGCGGCAAGAGACGCAGGAAGUUGAGGAAGGCUUCUCAGAUGGAGGUGCAUAGGGAAGGAGACGGGUCUAGCACUACCGAUAACACACAGGAGGGGGCGCCACAUUCUCACUCAGCCAGCACCACAUACAGCCUGGGUGCUUUCUUCCAAGAUUUCUGGCAUGAUAUCUGUAAAGCUGGGUCCAAGAAGUCCAAGCUGUCCAUCGAUAAAUCGACGGAGACUGAUAAUGGCUACGUGUCCCUGGAUGGACGGGUGACCAACCGCAGCAGUGAGGAGGGCCUCCAGCUGCACGAUCAGCGCUGUGACCUACUGACCCGGCCAGAUGAGGCGUGCUGGAACCCUCACAUCCAGCCCUCUCACUCUCCGACGACGCGUGGCCCAGGACUGCUCAUAGCAGGCAGCCAUAAGGAGCCUGCAUCUGAUGAAGCUUCCAGCGAGGAGGAUCCUGAAGCCUCCUACAGCGCCCUCCGCAGGGGAGCUGAAAGAAAGAACAGUGACUGUACUCUCCGCAACCGCAAAAACACACAUCUUUACAAGAAACACUAUGCUGUGGAGGAUGUUCCCAAAUCUGGAACCAGCUGCAGCUCCAGAUGUUCCAGUAUGAGAACCCAGGACUCUGAGAGCACGCGGCACGAGUCUGAAACAGAGGACCUGAUGUGGGAGGACUUCCUGCACUGUGCAGAAUGUAGAUCAUCCUGCACCUCAGAGACGGAGGGAGAAGCAGGCGGGACUUCUGUCUGUCCUCCAUCGAAGAAGGAAUACAGAGAUGAUCCGUUCCAUCAGAGCCAUAUUCCCUGGCUGCACAGCUCCAACCCCGGCCUGGAGAGGGUGAGCGCCAUCGUGUGGGAGGGGAACGAGUGUAAGAAGGCAGACAUGUCCGUCCUGGAGAUCAGUGGCAUGAUCAUGAACAGAGUGAACCUCUACACUCCUGGCAUUGGCUACCAGGUGUUUGGGAACCUGGUUUCAGUCACUCUGGGACUCACGCCCUUCGUCUACAGGCUGGUUCAGCACUGUGACUUGGAUCAGUUCACCACGCUCUCAGCAAACGAGAUGCUCUCUGUUGCUUUGGGGGGAGGAUCCGAAUCUGAUGCCCUGGUUAUCACCAUGGUAACACUCAGCUUCCUAGUGCGUGUUUGCCUUAUUUGGCUCUUCUUCUUCCUGCUCAGUGUGGCAGAGAGGACCUACAAACAGAGGCUGCUGUUUGCCAAGCUGUUUGGUCACCUGACAUCAGCCCGCAGAGCCAGGAAGUCUGAGGUUCCUCAUUUCCGACUGAAGAAAGUUCAGAACAUAAAGAUGUGGCUGUCGCUGCGCUCAUACCUCAAGAGACGGGGCCCUCAGCGUUCAGUCGACGUCAUUGUGUCAUCAGCCUUCCUCCUCACUCUGUCCGUAGUCUUCAUCUGCUGUGCUCAGCUUCUCCACGUCCAUGAAACGUUCCUGGAGUAUCACUACAACUGGGAGCUGGUGAUCUGGUGUGCCAGUUUGUCUCUGUUCCUGCUCCGGUUUGUAACUCUGGGCUCUGAGACCAGCAAGAAGUACAGCAACACCUCCAUACUGCUCACUGAACAGAUCAACCUCUAUCUAAAGAUGGAGAAGAAGCCAAACAAGAAGGAGGAGCUGACGCUUGUCAAUAAUGUCCUAAAACUGGCUACCAAACUACUCAAGGAGCUGGAUAAUCCAUUCAGGUUGUAUGGUUUGACCAUGAAUCCUCUGCUCUACAACAUCACCCAGGUUGUCAUCCUGUCUGCUGUCUCAGGAGUCAUUUCUGACCUACUAGGAUUUAAUCUCAAGCUUUGGAAGAUCAAAUCAUGACACUCCAGAGCUCUGACCUUCAACGUUUCCACUUUGUGCAAUUCACAUUAUUUAUUUACCCACUCAGUGUUUGUUUUAAUU